AUGAUGGAUUCCGGCGCCGUCUCCGACGCUGAUCUGAUUGAAAAGGAAAAGAGGUUCUACGAGUUAAAGAAAUCUUACAUUUUGGAAUAUGAAAAAGAAGAGGAGAGCAUAAGUUAUAUUCCACUAUCGUUCUACACGGGUUCCACCGUCAACCACCCUGGACCGAUGCGUAAGGGUAAAUCUGUCAGAAAAAACUUUAUUCCACUAUCGCUCUACACCACCACCGUGACUUGUAAGGGAAACAAUUCCUCCGAAUCAAAGAUGGGUCCGAUGUGUAAGGGAAACAAUUCCUCCGAAUCAAAGAUGGGUCCGAUGUGUAAGGGAAACAAUUCCUCCGAAUCAAAGAUGGGUCCAAACAAUUCCUCUGAAUCAAAGAUGGGUCCAAACAAUUCCUCUGAAUCAAAGAUGGGUCUGAUGUGUAAGGGAAACAAUUCCUCUGAAUCAAAGAUGGGUUCGAUGUGUAAGGGAAACAAUUCCCCGGAAUCAAAGGUUAGCAGAAACAGAAACUCUAUUCUCGAUCAAGUUCCUUUAUCUAUUCUUUCAAAACUGCCCAUAAAAUCAUUGAAGCGCUUUGGAUGCGUGCGCAAAUCAUGGUCCAAUUUAUUUGAAAACCCUGAUUUCAUGAAAAUCUACACCAACCAAUUCAUAUCGCGUCACGGUUCUGAUUCUGAUUAUCAAACCUUUCUUCUCAUAAAUCAAUUUCAUCUGCCUGACUUACCUACAUGUUUUUACCUCCAUGAAUUCCAUUUGCUCAACAACAAACUCAAAUUCAAUUUGCCAUCUCCAUUUCCACAUUCUGGCGGUUAUAUUUCUAUUCUCACCUCCACAAGUGUUAAUGGCAUUUUUUUUCUUGGCCAAAAUUAUCUAGAAAAGGUCCAAUAUGUAUUGUGGAAUCCCGCCACCCAGGAAUUCAUGGCCAUUCCUUCUAGCCCCGCUGAACUUACACCAAAACGCCCUCAAUCCCGCCUCUAUCUCGAACAUUAUUUCCACGGCUUUGGUUAUGACCAACUUAGACAUGACUUUAAGCUCAUUCAGUAUGUAUCAUCAUAUGAUUGCGAUGACCCUCAUCCUCCUCUCCCAACAAAAAGUUUUUUUGAGAUAUAUAGUUUAAAAAGUAAUUCUUGGAGACAGAUCGACAUGGAAAAUGAUCUCUCUCAUUGGACUUAUUCUAUCCCAUUUUCUGGUCUUGAAGUUUAUCUCCACGGAGCGUGUCAUUGGUUGGUUUUGAGACCUAUCAACAACGAUGUUCUACAUGUUCGGUUAACUCUCUUGUCAUUUGACCUCGCUGACGAGUUGUUCCUUACAACACCCAUCGGAGAAGAAUCUUAUACUCCAUACACUUAUAGAGCACGCUUGGCCGUGUUAAAUGGAUCUAUUGCUUUAAUCUCUAAUUAUCAUGAUGAUACUAUUUUUCACAUAUCUAUUCUCGGUCAACUUGGUGUGAGUCAAUCAUGGAUCAAACUAUAUGUUUCUGGCCCCGUUCCUUCUGUCCAAUGGCCUCCAUCUGCUGGAUUUGGUAAGACGGGAUGUAUUUUCUUUACAAAAAAAAGUAAUGAACUAGCCUACCUUGAUUUGAGCACCCAAAUAGUUCAUGAGGUUGGUAUUACUCUUGGAGAGCGAAGUUUUUUUAUCACCGGUCUUUACAAGGAAAGCCUUCUUUCGAUUGGAGGAUUUAGUCAUUAG
Messenger RNA from Vicia faba (fava bean), 1683 nucleotides. The record is from the annotation of a GenBank genome assembly. NCBI's taxonomy places the organism in Eukaryota, Viridiplantae, Streptophyta, Magnoliopsida, Fabales, Fabaceae.